AUGGAAGACAUCGGCAAGAGAGCUCUCACCGGGUUGCAAGACCGACUCGAUGAGCUGAGAGACUUGGCAAAUUUCAUCCCGCACGCUCCAAAGCUACCCACCUCGACAGGCCCGCCAGGCGGAGGUGAAAACGACGAGGGUGGGGAAGAUGGUGACAAUAACGAUGAUGACGGUGAGGAUAACAACGAUGACGGUGAAGAUAACAAUGAUGAUGGUGAAGACAACGACGAGGAUGGUGAAGAUGACGAGGGCGGCGAAGACAACAAUGAUGAUGGAGAAGAUGAUAACGAUGACGGCGAAGACAACGACGAUGGUGGUGAAGAUAACGAGGGUGGCGAAGACAAUAACGAUCAGACGACUACCGCUUCUUCAUCGCUGUCCACCCAGAGCUCCAGCUCAUCUUCGUCCUCAGAGUCCUGCACGCAGUCGACCACUACGGAAGAUGUCUAUGUCACCUGUUCUGCUACAAGCACGAUCCCGGCUUCUGGAACGACUUCUCCUGGAACAGCAUCUCCAUCUUAUGUGUGUAUCACCAAAACCUCCACGAUUAGUGGCUGCAGCGUUACUGGGGCUACCAGUACCACUUCAUCUCUGGCAACUGAAACUGCAACAUCGAUCCCCGUUUGCAUGGUAGAGAGCUGUGGUGCUGAAUGUGGCCUGGGUAGGCGGUCGCUCGCCGCCGUCAAUGAGAGCGUGUUUGAGAUCGAGAAGAGAGUGUUCCCUCCCAGCAACUCAUUGCGGGGCGGCUUUGGCGUGUGGAUGAACACUAUGCUUGGAAAACUCGACAGCGACGAGGACAAUCGUAUUGUCCCACUAGAGGGCAGUUAUGCGAAGAAGCCGAACGGUGAACCAGAUACAAGUCGUGACUAUCCUGGUGCGACAUCCUGGAAGACCGUUGAGUUUCACAAGACGUGGACUGGCCUGGGCCUGAGAGGAUUGAUGGGCUGCACAGCCAUAAUCGUGGUAUCCAAGAAGGGCGCCUUCAUGGCUCAUACUUGGGAGGCACCAGGAUGGUUGCGCAAGCCCCGCCCCGACGAGACUCACAAUGAACUGCAGGAAUCAGAUUUGUCACUCUGGGCGCGGGACGUGAAAGUCGCGCCUUUCGCUCUGUCAUACAGAACCCCGGACAACAAGAAAUGGCGAGGUAUAAGCCACCUCCACGCGCCUGGCGAGAUUCUGGAAGAGCCGUUGCAUGCCUUCCUCGUCUCUCCCUACCACGGAAGCGGCCAAUACCGCUCCUGGAGGGCUGCCCAAACCCGAACCUUCAGAUAUGAGGCACGCCUGGAGAUGCUGCAGUAUCAUCUAGGUUACGAAACUGGACUCGCUGAAGGGGCCAUAGAAAUUGAAGGAUAUACUCCAGCCGGCAAAGAGAGGCUUGAAUCGGGGUUCCACGCUAAUGGUCGGGUUCUCAUCGAGUACGAUCCUGAAGCGAAGAAGACAACAUCUGAAUAUAGAGACGAUAAGGGCAAUAUUUGCAAAGACGAAAAGAUUGAGGCAGGGCUCCGAAUCUGGGUUGACGAAAACGAACUGGUGUAUGAGAAGUUGUGGGAUCCUCUGGAACACCAGAAGGAUGAAGACGAUGGCUCAAGCACCCCACGACCCCCGGGACGUCGCGGUAUUGGUUCUUCGCUCGCAGAGCGCCUGUUUGGCUCUUGGGGAUCACGAGCACGCCGUCAAGACAACAUGCCAGUGUGCAGUAAGGAGAGCACCGAAUCGGGCUCAGCUACAACAUCAACGACAUCGUCUUCAAUCUCUAGCAGCAACAGCAGUUCCAUGGCCACGAUCACGCCCAGCAGCUCCUCAAGUUCAGCAUUGUCUCUGAAUUCCAUGAAGCCAACGCCCGUUACCACCCUGACCCACCUUGGCUGCACGAUCAUGGCCUGGGGAGGCGGCGCGACGCCCCGUGCAUCGUACUGUGAAUGCGCUGGUGAGAACAAUGUUGCCACCUUGGCAACCCAUGAUGGAUCCAUCGCUUGCGAAGCCUGGCCUAUCACGACGAGCACCCUCAUCGUCGACACCGAGGUCGCUACUUCGACGACCACGUCGAGAUCAGUGGGCUCCUACACAACAGAGUUUCCAACCGCGGUAUGCCCUUGGAAGAUGGCGAACAACCCUGGCUGCACUUCCUUCACCGAAACCAGAGUCUUCUCGACCCAUGCGGAUUUGACGAAUGAAGUCCUGUCGACGAAGACCAUAUCGUCCUGGUCCGAGUUUGUGGCUACGCCAGUGUGGUGGACCACUACCAAGACGUCUGUCUACGUCAUCAACACUGAGGUGCAUACUUUCACGACCACCUCUGACGAUGCGACACUUACGGUCCUGUCGACGACGGUUGUGUCGUCGUGGUCUAGUAUCGUGCCUACGGAGACGGGGGUCCAAUGGUGGACGAAGUUGUAG
This is a messenger RNA of Fulvia fulva, 2397 nucleotides long. RefSeq lists its product as uncharacterized. Lineage: Eukaryota; Fungi; Ascomycota; Dothideomycetes; Mycosphaerellales; Mycosphaerellaceae. The coding region runs from base 1 to 2397 and encodes 798 amino acids. The transcript has 3 exons. The record is from RefSeq and is a predicted model, not a curated record.